UGAUACGUUCAUUUUGUAUAAGACCCAUUUGACAGACAAGUUGUUUCAUUAUCGACCAACUUUGGCAAAAGUUGGCGUCAUUUUGGUGAUCUUUAGUCAAAAUGGAAAACGGUAAUAUUUCGAACGAGAAUCUUGUUCCUCGAUUUCCAACACCACCUCUCGAGUCUGAGAACAAGCCAUCAGACCCAAAACCAAGUAGAAAAACCUCUUUUCUGAUAGAGAACUUAGUUGCCGAGAAGGCGUCUGUUACGGAGCAUGGAAUUCGUAAAACCGUCAAGAGAAAGUAUGAGUUCUUGGAAGAAAAAGAUGAGAAGGAGAACUUGAAAGAAUUUUCUGUACUAAAGGAUGUACAGGAUAAUCCUAAUGAGAUCAAAAUGUCUGCUGGAGAAUUGUUACUGCUGAAUAAAAAGCCAAGAACAUCGUUCUCCACAGAGCAAAUUCGUGAGUUGGAAAAACGAUUCGAAACACAAAAGUAUUUAGGAACUAAAGAGCGAGCGGAACUAGCAAUCUCCUUAGACCUCACCGACACACAGAUCAAGACCUGGUUCCAAAACAGACGAAUGAAGCUCAAGAGAUACUACCAAGCUUCGAUGGAGUCUUCGAUCGAGAAGUUCCCAUCUUUCAACUCAGCAUCUGGUUUUGGCUUUGGCAUACCACAUGCUCUACCUUCCGCCCCAAUAUUGUAUCCUCCAAUGUAUCCUGGUUACCAGUCCUUGCUUGCACCUUUCUUAGGAGGUGAUCCUACGGGAGCGUACUUCUCAAGGCCUCGAAUUCUAACCGAUGUUGAUCAUCCUUCUCAAGCCUCUUCUAUGGUCCACCCACCACUAGAAAAUAGGUCACCAUGGAGCUAUGCACCAUUAUUGGCUCCUUAUUAUGAAGUGCCAAUGUAUGCAUAUCCAUAACGUCCCAUAGUUGGGGUCUAUCAUUAUUAAGUCUACUCUAGGGCUACAUGAGAGGGUUUUCAUUGCCCAGACAUUCGCUUUAGACAAGUUUAACUUGCAGGGUUAUAUCUAAUUAACUUAGCUAAACUAACAAAAGUCGUAUUUCCUAUCGAGACGCUCCUCUCUAUUUACUUCCGUACGCAUGCUUGACACCGUAGUUGCUUUAGCUUUUUACGAAUUACCUAAUUUAUUGUAUUAUCUAUCUUUUUAACGCUUUUAGAUAAUUGUUUAUGAAGUAGAUUGCCAAGUUUGUGCAAAAUACAUGCUAAAAAUGUUGAAACCAGCCGAAACUGCUUGAAGCCAUUUGGACCACAGGUAGCCCAAGCUGAGUGUUUUAACGAGGUUCACUCAGUGUGUGAACAAUCUGAAACCCAAAUAUAAUAUAAUAUCCUAAAUAAAUUUGUUAAAGUCUUUCAAAAAUCCGCAUUCCAUAUUCUAUCUACCAAAUACUGGGUUACCUCUCAUUGCAUGAUAAAUUCUGAGAAGUUCACUAAUUAUAUAGACUUCUGUAA
Molecule: messenger RNA, 1453 nt
Organism: Actinia tenebrosa (Australian red waratah sea anemone)
Lineage: Eukaryota; Metazoa; Cnidaria; Anthozoa; Actiniaria; Actiniidae
Biological process (GO): regulation of DNA-templated transcription
Molecular function (GO): DNA binding; DNA-binding transcription factor activity, RNA polymerase II-specific
Source: RefSeq, a predicted model, not a curated record